CGCUGUUUUUUGUGAAUAAAACUUGAGCAAUGUUGUUUAAUUUCGAAUAAUGUGCAGCAGCUAAAAAUAUGUACAAUAUACCAUACAUAGGUUAUAUAAGCUUUUGUUUGCCUUAGCAGCCUAGGUCACCGUACUGUACCUCAGAAAAAUCAUAACAAAUAAAAUGUGUGCGGCACUUUUACGAAACAGCAUUAAAUGCAUAAAUUUAAGAAUAAACCCAACGUUGUUUGCAAGCAGAAACAUCUGCACAAGCGCGUUUCGCUACAAUUGGCGAAAAACAUCUUCGAUUGAUGUGGAGCGAAAACUGCAGACGGAUGACAAUUUGCCGGAACACUUUCAGUUGAUUUAUAGAGCGCCACUCGAGAACUAUAUGACAUGGACAAAGAAUAUAUCAACAGGCACAGUGACAUUCUUAAGUUUAGUUGCAGGCUAUCAGCUGGCAACAGCAAUGAAUUUUAUGAAUGUUGUCAAGCAAAUUGAUAUUUCCUUUCUCGUAUCGAAUGAAACAGACUUGUACUACUUUACAACGGGUUUUGUGCUAAUCAACCUGGCUAUACGAGCAUUUGUGGCAAAGUAUCCGUUAAGGAUUUAUAAAAGUGCAGAUAAAUAUGUUGCCGUAUAUGGCUCACAAUUGCCAGUGGGAGUUGUUAAACACUUCUUUGAUAGAGGGCAAAUUGCAGAAUACAAGAACGUGCUGAAUCCUUGGAGUCACAGCAUGUACAAAUUGGGCCAGCGAUCAUCAUUACUCUUAGUGGACUACUUUAAAACACCAGCUGAAUUCCACAAAUUGUUUGAGGAAAAGCAAACUUGACUUGUUUUAAUUUGUAUAAAGUUGUGUUGAUUACAUUUUGAUUUUGUAAACAAAA
Drosophila innubila is the source of this 866-nucleotide messenger RNA. RefSeq lists its product as uncharacterized. The record is from RefSeq and is a predicted model, not a curated record. The coding region runs from base 164 to 811 and encodes 215 amino acids. Lineage: Eukaryota; Metazoa; Arthropoda; Insecta; Diptera; Drosophilidae. The transcript is spliced from 3 exons.